This is a messenger RNA of Linum trigynum, 2566 nucleotides long. NCBI's taxonomy places the organism in Eukaryota, Viridiplantae, Streptophyta, Magnoliopsida, Malpighiales, Linaceae. The record is from the annotation of a GenBank genome assembly.
AGCAACAAAGAAAAAAAAAGCGCUUGGUGAGAGGAAGGUUCCGCUUCUUCCUCGGUGCCCGGUUUGCUGGGAUGGAGUGGAAACUUUGGAGCAUUUAUUCCUCUAUUGCCCGGUGGCUCGGGCUUUGUGGGAUUAUUCUGGGUUGGAAUACCUGGGUGAGGGGCUCCCAAGGCAGACAUUUUCUCUAUUUCUUAAGCGGCUCCUUUCCCUGAUUCACCAGCCUUCGCUGUUCAUGGCGGUGAUUGUUGUCCUCUGGCGGAUAUGGAAGUCUCGGAAUUGGGUGGUGUUUGAGGGGAAACAGUUUGGGUUUGAGUCCCUGAUGCGACAGUUUCAUCAACAAUGUGAUGAAUGGGAACGGGCCCAGGCUAUUCCUUCCCCUCCCUUGGCUGUGACCGUCCCGCAGCAUCUACCGGUCCCCCAGGAAGGUUCAGGGGUGGUGUGUAGGUGGGAUGGGGCGACUAGAACUGUAUCACAUGCAGCGGGGGGAAUGGUUGUGCUUUGCUCAGGGGAUGGGGUCCUCUUGGCCAAAGGAAUUCAGUUUCUGAGUAUCGAGGAUCCGGUAGUUGCUGAGGUCCUGGCGCUUCGGGAGGCGGUGCGGUGGUGUAUAGCUCGAGGGUUUGGAGAGGUUUGCUUUGAGGGGGACGCGAAGGUGAUUAUCGAUAAAGUUCGCAGAAGAGAGGCAGAGGAUAGUAGGAUGGGGGCUGUUCUUAGUGAGGUGGUGCAAUUAUUUGUCGCUCAUCCUGGGUUGAGUAUUCGAUUUGUAGGUCGGCGUAGUAAUAGGGUAGCCCACUUGGUGGCUAGAAAGGCCAUUUCAUUGUACCCGACUGCUUGUAGUGUUUUUGAUUUCCAGGCCUGCCUGCUUUCUAGGAUGUAACUAUCUUCUUUGAUUGAUUAAUAUAUAUCUUUUGUAAAAAAAAAAGAAAAAAAAGGAAACACGGUUGGAGUAAACAAAGAACAAAGGUCUCCACUUGAGACAAUUGGUAGUAAUUAAGCUGUUUCGGGGGAAAAAAAGCCAAAAAAAAACAGACGAUUAGCGAAUUCAUUAAAAAAAGUUGUAUUGUAUUUGUCAAUAAUCACAUUUUUUUAAUCAUGGUUAAAUAAAAUGUGAAGGCAGGACAAGAACGAAGAAAGAAAGCAAAGCUGACUAUGGGAGUGGGGUUCACGUGGAGGAUUUUCUUCUUUAAAUUUCUCAACAAUUUAAUAAGUUUUUUUUUUCUUCUUUCUUUUCCCUGUUUUUUUUUAAUCUUUGUUGACCAGCUUUGCUUUCUGAUCACCGGUUGUUGCCGGUGAACGCUUCCCACAACCGUCCGAUCUCCCAUGACUAAUCGUACGGCUACCAGUGCAGCACUGAGGUUUGACUACGACUUUCCCCCUCUGGUCGAGAACCUCGAAGUGGAGCGACUGUUUAAGUGUUUGUUUGCCCGACACGUGACUCCAAGUUUCAUAUCGAGCCAAGGAGCUUGCUGUCUCGUCUUGCUCCAUUCUUUUUUUUACAAGGGUGAUAUAGGUUUUUUUUAUUGUGAUUAAGGUAUUACUUAAUAGAUUCGAACCUGGGACUGUAGGCUAGUGGUAUUACAACUAGAUCAAGCCCUUGUUCGUUUGUCUUGCUCCAUUCUUAACCUCUAUCAUCUCAAUUCUAUUGAAUACCUAUUUGUAUUUCUCUUAUUGUGAUUUUUUUUAAUAAUAUUUUAACACAAUAAGACUUUAAGUAGGUGCAAAAUAAGAUAUUUUAAUUAUUUAGACUCAAUUAUAUAUUCAUUCUAUAAUCACAAUUUAUCAUUCAUGAAGUGCAUUUCCUUUGUUUUAUCGUAAUUUUUUUAUUUUCUUCAAAUAACAUAUAUGAUAAUAAUUAGCUUCGUCCUGUAUUGACGUGAGUACUAUCCGACCUAAUUCGCGCUCAACCCAAGACGGGUAUGUAAAUAUCGAGAUACCCGCCUCGUCUCACCCAUUUGUCAUCCCUAGCAAGUAGGGAUAGCAACUUGCCCAUACCCAUGAAUUUAUUACUAUCCAACCCAAUUGGGUUGGGUAUGAAAUCCAAAUAGAUGGAUAUAGGUAGAGUUUGAUAGGUUUGUACCCAUACCCAUUUACUUUGGGUUGAGUUGGGUUUAUAUCAAAUGGAUUUGGGUUUGUACCCAUGCCCAAAUACAAAUUACAGUUUGGUACCCAAACUUAAUAGAUAUGCAUAUUUAGUACCUAAAUUAAAUUUUUUUUGCAUAUAAGUCCUCAAAAUAUCAAUGGAAAAUUACGUUUUGGUACCUAAAUUUUUUAAUUUUUACAAAUAGGUCCAAUUUUUGCAUGUGUAGUUAAAACACCAUCAAGUAAAUGGAUAUCCAUAUCCAACCCAUACCCAUUUAGAUUAUGGAAGCAAUAUUCAUACUUUACCCAAACCCAUCUAUAAACCCCCAAAUCCAUUUGCACUUCACCCAUACCCAACCCAUUAUCAAUGGGUCGGUCUACUUAGGUUUGGGUAUAAUUACCCAUGGGUGGAUAAUUUGCCAUCCCUACUAGCAAGGAUCUAUCAUGUACGUCAUCCUUUAUAUAAUAAUAAUCAAUGUUUCUUGUAUCU